Messenger RNA from Manis javanica (Malayan pangolin), 5824 nucleotides. The record is from RefSeq and is a predicted model, not a curated record. Lineage: Eukaryota; Metazoa; Chordata; Mammalia; Pholidota; Manidae.
AUGACUCUUCAAGACUUGGUGCAUCAGGCUGCCUCCACAUAUUCGGAUAAAAUAGCUGUAUGUUUUGACGAAUGUAACAACCAGCCUCCAGUUUAUUAUACCUACAAGACUGUGGUUAAUGCUGCUUUAGAAUUGUCAAAUUUCCUACUAUUACACUGUGACUUUAAAGGAAUACGGGAAAUUGGUCUUUGCUGCCAUCCUGGGAUAAACUUACCCUCUUGGAUUUUAGGGAUUCUCCAAGUCCCUGCUGCUUAUGCUCCUAUUGAUCCAGAUUCACCACCAGCAUUAUCAACUUAUUUUAUGAAAAAAUGUGCUCUAAAGUAUAUCCUUGUUGAAAAACAACAAAUUAAUAAAUUCAAAUCUUCCUAUGAAACAUUAUUGAACUUUGAUACAUUUACAGUAGAACAUAACGACCUAGUACUCUUCAGACUUAACUGGAAAAAUGUUGAGGGAAGCUUGAUACUAAAGGAUAGAAAAAAGAAAUAUGAAAAAGAAAAAACGACAAACAGCAGAUCUGAGAACAGCAAUGAAGAAAAGUCAGAGUACAUGGAUGUGAGACUAGAGCAUUGCUUGGCUUAUGUUCUCCAUACAUCAGGCACUACAGGGACACCUAAGAUUGUCAGAGUCCCUCAUGCAUGUAUAGUGCCAAACAUCCAGCAUUUUCGGGUACUUUUUGAGAUCACACAAGAAGAUGUUUUGUUUCUGGCUUCACCUCUGACCUUUGAUCCUUCUGUUGUGGAAAUAUUUGUUACUCUAUCAAGUGGUGCUUCUCUGCUUAUUGUACCAGCUUCUGUCAAAGUACUGCCAUCAAAAUUAGCGGCUGUUCUCUUUUCCCAUCACAGAGUGACAAUUUUGCAGGCAACACCAACAUUGUUUAGAAGAUUUGGGUCUCAGCUUAUCAAGUCAGCUGUUUUAUCAGCCAGUACUCCUCUUCGAGUAUUAGCUCUUGGUGGCGAAGCAUUUCCAUCAUUGACUGUUCUCAAAAGCUGGAGAGAAGAAGGCAAUAAAACGCAAAUAUUUAAUGUUUAUGGUAUCACAGAGGUAUCAAGUUGGGCAACUUUUUACCGGAUUCCAGAGAAGAUCCUUAAUUCUACUUCUAAAUGUGAAUUGCCUGUUCAGCUGGGAUUUCCACUGCAUGGAACAGUAGUUGAAGUCAGAGAUACUAAUGGUUUCACAAUUCAAGAAGGCAAUGGCCAAGUAUUUUUAGGUGGCAGAAACAGAAUUUGUUUUCUUGAUGAUGAAAUGACAGUACCACUUGGUACAAUGCGAGCCACAGGAGAUUUUGUGACUGUGAAAGAUGGAGAGAUAUUUUUCUUGGGACGAGAAGACAGUCAGAUCAAACGUCAUGGCAAACGUCUUAACAUUGAAUUUGUGCAACAGGUUGCUGAAGGACUUCAGCAAGUGGAAUCUUGUGUAGUUACAUGGUAUAAUCAGGAGAAAUUAAUUCUGUUCAUGGUGCCAGAAGAAAAUUUAGUGAAGGAUUACAUCUUUAAAGAGCUUCAAAAACACCUCCCAAGUCAUGCAAUCCCGGAUGAGCUUGUAUUGAUUGAUUCUCUACCAUUUACAUCUCAUGGCAAAAUUGAUGUUUCUGAGUUAAACAAGAUUUACUUAAACUACAUAAACUUGAAGUCUGAAUGUAAGCUCAGCGGAAAAGAGGAGCUUUGGGAAAACUUACAGCAUUUGUGGAAGUGUGUUCUGAGUCUCUCAGAAGAUCCUUUGAAGGUUCCUGAUGACUCACUCUUCCUAAGCAGUGGUGGAGAUUCCUUUAAGUCUAUACGGCUCCUCAGUGAGAUUGAAAAACUUGUUGGCACAUCCAUACCUGGGCUUCUGGAAAUUAUUCUUAGCAGUUCUAUUUUAGAGAUUUACAAUCACAUCCUUCAAACAGUGUUUCCAGAUGAACAUCUGACACUUAUCAAGAAUUAUGCCACAAAAAGAAAAUUCAGCAACGUUAAUCAAGAGGAACCCAAUGGAAAAUCUUUACAUCAAAAAUCUGUCAUACCUUUAAAUUAUGACAAUGAGAGAACUGCUUUUAUUGCACUGAGCAGAGGGGGUCAGAUUUUAUCUAUGAAUACUGCUCUGAAUACGACUAAGUUAGGACAUUGCCCUUCAGUCUAUUCUAAUGAUUUAAUUUCACAGACAAAUAGUAAACACAUGAAAAGCUUAAAUCCUUCAGCUCUUACUGGGGAGUCAAAAGAUCCAUCCUGUGUUGCAGAAGUUUCUGAAGAGGGACCACUUCUGACAGGGACAGAAAAAAUGGAGUUACGUGUGAGGUGGAGGUCAGACACAGGGAAAUGUGUGGAUGCGUCACCUCUAGUUGUAAUACCAGCUAUUGAUAAGUCAUCUGCAACUGUGUACAUUGGGUCCCAUUCUCAUAGAAUGAUGGCAGUUGACCUUUACUCUGGAAAGGUGAAAUGGGAACAGAUUUUGGGAGGUCGAAUUGAAUCUUCAGCAUGUGUAUCUAAGUGUGGAAACUUUAUUGUAGUGGGCUGUUAUAAUGGGUUAGUUUAUGUUCUGGAAAGUAAUAGUGGAGAAAAAUACUGGACAUUCACCACUGAGGAUGCUGUCAAAAGCUCGGCAACUAUGGAUCCAACCACAGGAGUCUUUUACAUUGGAUCUCAUGACCAGCAUGCAUAUGCUUUGGAUAUUUAUAAAAAGAAGUGUGUUUGGAAGUUAAAAUGUGGAGGAACUGUCUUCUCUUCUCCUUGUUUGAGCCUGCUUCCACAUCAUUUGUAUUUUGCUACACUGGGAGGACUUUUACUAGCUGUAAAUCCUGCCACAGGGAACAGAGUUUGGAAACAUUCCUGUGGAAAACCACUCUUCUCCUCUCCACAGUGUUGCCUACAGUAUAUUUGUAUUGGCUGUGUAGACGGGAAUUUACUCUGCUUUACUCACUUUGGAGAACAGGUUUGGCAUUUCUCUACCCGUGCACCAAUUUUUUCAUCCCCAUGUACUUCAGCAUCAGAGCAAGAAAUAUUUUUUGGUUCCCACGAUUGCUUUAUCUACUGUUGUAGUAUGAAUGGUCACCUCCAGUGGAAAUUUGAAACUACGUCAAGGGUGUAUGCAACACCAUUUGCUUUCCAUUACUGUAAUUAUAGCAAUGAAAUGUUUCUGGCAGCAGCAUCUACUGAUGGUAAACUGUGGAUCUUGGAAUCUAAGAGUGGACAGUUGCAAAGUGUAUAUGAACUUCCUGGAGAAGUUUUCUCAUCUCCUGUGGUCUGGGAAUCAAUGCUCAUUAUUGGAUGUAGAAAUAAUUAUGUUUAUUGUCUGGAUUUAUUGGGUGGCAAACAAAAAUAAUCAAGUGCAGUCGCUAUUAAAAUAUAUCUUAAAUGUUUAAAAAUAUUUUGCCACCAGGGAGCAUGUAGUCUUGUUUUACACUAAAGAUUAUGUUUGCUUAAGAAACUUGUCUAUUAUAUUUUACUGGAGAAUAACCUAUUUUAUUUAUUGUAGGAGCAACAAAAACUUUUUAAAGUUACAGAACAAAAUAUCAGUGUAUUCAGGAGCACUUUCUUUUAAUUUAGGCUAUAGAUAAUAUACUUUGGAGUUUUGUUUUUGUUUUUAUUUUUUUAUAGAAGACUUCUGUGAAGAUGAUGAUCACAUAUACUCAGUGGGUUAAAAACAGUCUGUGAUAUAAUAUAAUAUAUAUUCACUCAUUUACAGAGAUCCACACAAAAGAUUUUCAAAGGAAGGAUGUAUUUAUCAAAUUAGUUUACUUAUUUAGUAUUUUUAGAUGAACAAAAUACCAAUAUUGAAUUAUAUUUAUAAUACACACUGUAGUUUCAAGUUGAUAUAACCUCUUUUUUCAACUUUUGAUAAUCUUUGGUGAAUAUUUUUAUACCUGUUUCUCCAUUUACUUGAUUUUGGUGUUGUAACACCUUUUGUUGUUCAGUGGCUUGGAGAUAGGGAACACAGUGAAAACUGGAAAAGGGAAAAAAAACCUCUAUAAAGUAUCAUGAUUUCUCAUGUUUACCAUUUUGGACUGAAACUGCUUUUCCAGUCCCACAGCAGUUUGCUUAUCCAUGCAUUUGCCUGGUAUUAAGUUAUCCCUGUGAACUGUACUUCCUCCUGGUAGCCAUGCCCUUUGUGCAGUCCCCUUCUCUUACACCUGGGCUGGGCCUAUGGUUUGCUUUAACCAACAGAAUGCAGUGGAAGUGGCACUGUGCACUUCGGAGCCUAAGCUCUAAGAAGGCCUGGCUUUUGUGGGAUCCCUGAGCUGCCACGUAAGUCUGCCAUCCUGCUGGAGGGUCUGUGGUAAGGGAGUGGCUCUGAUACUAACAGCACUGAGAACCAAGGAAACCAGUUCACAGUGAAGCUAUGGCCCCAGCUUGCCAGCCAACCCCUAGCUGUUCAGCAGUCCUGGUAUUGGACAUUUAAUUCUUUACCCACAGAAUCAUGAGAAAUAAUAAAAUGGCAAUUUUUUUAAGCCACUAAGUUUUAGGGUAGUAUGUUAUGCCACAAUGCAUCACUGCAACAGAAGCAUUGUGUCACUUAAAAUACUCAGCAGAUGGAAAAUAGAUGGAAAAAUAAAUGUCUCAGUAUUCCUAGUUUUCCUUGAAAUUUCAUGAUAUAAUAGUUCAGGUAAUAAAAUACCCCUGUUUUUGUAUGAUAAUCAGGAAUUUGGAUGCUAGUGGUAGUAAUAACAACAGUGACUAUUUAGGGCAUGUUACAUCCCAGACACUGUGCUAAGCUCUUAAAGUAACAGAAGUGCACUCUGUUGCCGACCUGUCCCCUAACUGUUCAGUCAACUGUGGUAUCGUUUCAUUUAUCCACUUAUUUGUCAGUAAAGCUUCAAAUACCAAACAUGCCAGAGUUCUUGGCUGCAAAUUAGAGAAGCUGGCUCAGGCUAUUUUAAGUAGAAGAUAAUUUUUAAAAACAAUAUUGAAUAGUUUAGAAAACUGUGAAGAGGGCCAGAACUAUAAGCCAGGAACAAUGAAUGUCUGAAAUCACUGAUUUUGGCCUGGGGAAGACACCACUACUGUCCUUGAAGCCCCAAACACUCAGCUUAAAGCUGAUACACUGGACACCUUCCCACCACUGCCAGCCGUCCUCUCAGUUCCCCAACUCUGCUCAUUUGCGCCCGGAUCAUAGUCCCUCCAAUUCGAAGUGGAACAGGUUCCAUGCCUGUGAGAAAGUAUAGAAAGCGCAUCAUAGGAAUUUCCCUGCCUCCUACCAAGACUCCUGAGCUGGAGAUUUCCCCAGAUAUAGAAAGGGAAAUUUCAGCAUGCUGGCUGGCCAAAAGAAAUGACCCAUCUUGGUUUUAGUGCUUCUUAAACCUUAAUGUCUGUACUAACCUGGAGCUCUUGCUAAAAUGCUAACUGCUCCUGAGAGGGCUGGGAGUAGGGUGCUCUGCUUGAGCCAUAGUGGAGCCUGAGGUAAAAGAAGUCGGUAGUACUGAUCCUGCUUUUGUUUACAUUUUGGUAUUUGUUCACCAUGAAAUUUUCACUCAUUUUGGUAUUUUAAAAUACUACAUUAAUGUAGUAUUCAUCUUGAUGACUGAGUUUUUUGAUAUCUGGAGUGCCUCACAUCAUUUUGCCCUGUCUGGCCCUGUGAGUCAGUCGGUCAGGCCUGGGGCUCUGAGCUGCAUUUUCACACGCUGCUGUCAGAUCAGAGUUCCUGCCCAUGCCGCUGUUUUACGGCCCACACACUAAGGAGGCAGUAGGAUCAUUUUGUCUGACACACAGACCAUUCACUUCCACUUUAGAAUUGAGAUAAACAUUUUAUUUGCCCCUUUUCAUGAUUUUUCUCUAAAAAUUCCUAGAGUGAAAAAUAUAAUGUACCAUAUAAAAUGCCUCAAUUUUUCUUUCCCAAUAAAACUCUGUAAAUAUGA